Molecule: messenger RNA, 888 nt
Organism: Lottia gigantea (owl limpet)
Lineage: Eukaryota; Metazoa; Mollusca; Gastropoda; Lottiidae
Exons: 2
Coding region: 1-888 (295 amino acids)
Source: RefSeq, a predicted model, not a curated record
AUGAAUAUCUUCAAAAAAUCACGCUCUAGGUCACCUUCUUUUGAAAUUCCCAAAUUAUGUUUUCCAUUACAAAAGCAAAAGAGAUCCACUUCUGUGGAUUGCCCUAGUCCAGAACCUACUCAACUGCAAGUUCCGUUUGAAAAUCGUGGAAGGUCUUCCAGUUUUGAUUCAAGCAGCUUGCAGCAAAGUGGAUUCAAUCUAUUACAAGUUCCAUUUGGAGAUUCUAGAUCCAAUUCUUUAGAUAAUUCUCCAACUUGGAGUGCUUCUUCUGAUGAAAAUGUGUCCGAAGAGAAAUAUAACAAAAAUUUAAAGUUACCAAAAUAUCAGAAAAGGAGGUCAUCUUUGGAUAUUCCAAGAAUAUGUAUGCAUUGUCUUCAUAUGGAGACAUUGGCUCAGGAGAAGCGAGCACAUGAUUUAACAAGUGCACAAUCGGAGCCUCAUAAUUUACAGUUUGGAAGGUCAAGAAGUUUUAGUGAUUGUUCUUCAACAGAUUUGUCUGAUCUUGACGAUACUCUAUCCAGUGAGGGAGAAAGUGACGAUAAAAAUGAUCAGGAGAAUAUGAUAGUGAUUAGAUCUGCCUCGGCCAGUCCUGUACCAACACAAACAAAAACAGAUCAGUUAGAUUAUAAGAAUGUUGUGACUUUACAUGUCCCUGUGGUGAAACAACGGUCAUCUUCUAUGGACGCAGCAUACAUGGCUGUGCCUAAACUAAGUCCGAAACCUUUAAGGAAAGGAUCAUUUGAUGAUCGGAGAUCGGAUGAGCAUAAACAAAUACGAUCUAGUUCUGUGGAUGUAGCUUUCCCUACUGAAGAGGAUGCUUCAUUUAAAGCUAUAACACACACUGGUGGCAAAGGACAGAAACAUAUGAUACAGAUUGGUGUUAUAUGA